Syngnathoides biaculeatus (alligator pipefish) is the source of this 10562-nucleotide messenger RNA. Its product is annotated as spectrin beta chain, non-erythrocytic 4-like. Gene Ontology annotation, molecular function: phospholipid binding; actin filament binding; structural constituent of cytoskeleton. The record is from RefSeq and is a predicted model, not a curated record. Gene Ontology annotation, biological process: actin cytoskeleton organization. Gene Ontology annotation, cellular component: cell projection; cell junction; spectrin. NCBI's taxonomy places the organism in Eukaryota, Metazoa, Chordata, Actinopteri, Syngnathiformes, Syngnathidae.
CUUGAUGACGUCGUACAUCCUGUCGUGGUCCUCGGUGACGGCCAGCAGGCGAGGCGGCACUUUGGAGCGGUCCCACAGCAGAAAGGCUGAGCGACGGCGGAAGAGCACGGAAACGCUCGCAAAAGGUCGCCUCCUUGCGGCGUGUUGCUGACAUCGCCCCGUCUCCGCUGCUGCUAUUUCCCGCAUCUCCACUUCGAGGCGAGAGGAGGAGGAGGAGGAGGAGGAGGAGGAGGAGGAAGGAGGGUUUGUCAGGAGAAAGGGUCCGUCCUAUGGGUGUCAUCGUCAUCAUCAUCAGCAGCAGCAGCAGCAGCAGCAGCAGCAUCAUCCUCGGAAGCAGCAGCAGCAGCAGCAUCAGCAGCCAGGCCAGCUCGUCCUGUUCCGACUCGCCGGUGCCGAGAAAGCCGGCGACGAGCAGUCGACAGCCAGGAGACACAAAGCUCCGUCCUCGGCACACGCGCAGAAGGGCGUCGGGGGCGCUAUGGCGAAUGCCUCGCCGGAUCUGGACAACGCCGACGCUCAGCGGCAGCUCAACAACAAGAACCGGCCCGUCAGCUCGGCAUUCUGGGAAACAGAGUGCACCAGCGCCAAGCUGUUUGAGUGCUCCCGGAUCAAAGCGCUGGCAGAGGAGCGAGACGCUGUCCAGAAGAAGACGUUCACCAAGUGGGUCAACUCCCACCUUGCCCGAGUGUCCUGCCGCAUCUCUGACCUCUACAAUGACCUCCGCGACGGCUACAUGCUCACGCGGCUCCUGGAGGUCCUCAGUGGGGAGCUGCUGCCAAAGCCCACGCGGGGCCGCAUGCGGAUCCACUCCCUGGAGAAUGUGGACAAAGCCCUGCAGUUCCUCAAAGAGCAGAGGGUCCACCUGGAGAAUGUGGGCUCACACGACAUUGUGGACGGGAACCACCGCCUCACGUUGGGGCUCAUCUGGACCAUCAUCCUCCGCUUCCAGAUCCAGGUGAUCAAGAUCGCCACGGCGGACAACAGGGAGACCCGCUCGGCCAAGGACGCUCUGCUGCUCUGGUGCCAGAUGAAGACCGCCGGGUAUCCAGAGGUGAACAUCCAGAACUUCACCAGCUGCUGGAGGGACGGCCUCGCCUUCAACGCUCUCAUUCACAGACACAGACCGGAUCUGAUCGAGUUCCACAAGCUGACGAGAUCCAACGCCACUCACAACCUGCAGCAGGCCUUCAACGUCGCCGAGCAGAACCUGGGCCUCACCAAGCUGCUGGACCCCGAGGACGUAAACACGGAGAACCCCGACGAAAAGUCCAUCAUCACUUAUGUGGUGUCGUACUACCACUACUUCUCCAAAAUGAAGGCUCUUAUCGUGGAGGGCAAAAGAGUUGGCAAAGUCCUGGACAACUGCAUCGAGGCCGAGAAGCUGGUGGGCCGAUACGAGGCGCUGGCGUCCGAUCUGCUGGGCUGGAUCGAGAAGACCGUCGGCGUCGUCGCCAACCGGAAGUUCGCCAACUCGCUGACGGGCGUUCAGCAGCAGCUGCAGGCCUUCACCACCUACUGCACCGUCGAGAAGCCCGUCAAGUUCCAGGAGAAGGGCAACCUGGAGGUCCUUCUCUUCACCAUCCAAAGCAAACUGAGAGCCAACAACCAAAAAGCCUUCGUGCCUCGCGACGGGAAGCUCAUCUCCGACAUCAACAAGGCGUGGGAGCGGCUGGAAAAGGCAGAGCACGAGAGGGGCGUGGCCCUGCGCAAGGAGCUGAUUCGCCAGGAGAAGCUGGAGCUGCUGGCUCAGCGCUUUGACCACAAGACCACCAUGAGACAAGCGUGGCUCAACGAGAACCAGAGGCUCGUGUCGCAGGACAACUUUGGCUACGACCUCCCCGCGGUUGAGGCGGCCAUGAAGAAGCACGAGGCCAUCGAGGCGGACAUCGCCUCGUACCAGGAACGGAUCGGCGCGGUGGUGGAGUUGGCCGCCGAGAUGGAAGUCGGGAGCUACUACGACAUUCGCCGCAUCUCGGCCCGCCAGGAGAACAUCCUGGGCCAGUGGAGUCUGCUGAAGGAGCUGGUGGCGGGGAGGCGGACCCGGCUGGAGAAGAACCUGACCCUGCAGAAGACCUUUCAGGACAUGGUCUACAUGAUUGACUGGAUGGAGGACAUGCAGGCCCAGCUGCUGUCCAAGGAUUUCGGGAAGCAUCUUCUGGAGGUGGACGACCUGCUGCAGAAGCACAGCCUGCAGGAGGCCGACAUCGGGGUGCAGGCCGACAGGGUGGAAACGCUGAAUGCCGCCGCGCUCAAGUUCACCAGCAUCGAGGGUUACCAGCCGUGCGAUCCGCAAGUGAUCUGUAACAGGGUCAAUCACGUCUCAUCCUGCCUUGAGGAACUGAAGGAGUUGGCGGCCAAGCGGCGCUCCGAGCUGGAGGAGUCCAGGCAGCUGUGGGCCUUCUUCCAGGAAUUGGAGGAGUCCGAGUCCUGGAUCCGGGAGAAGAGCUCCAUCCUGGAAGCUCAGGGUUAUGGCAAAGACCUGAGUAGCGUGCUCAAGUUACUCCAGAAACAUAAGACCCUUGCCGGGGAACUCAUGGCCCACCGUGCCUUGCUGGAGGUGACCGUCCAGCGCGGUCAGCAGAUCCUGGAUGAGAAGAGUUUGGGCACGGCGGGCAUCCAGGAGCGCAUCCUGGACGUGACCGACGAGUGGACCCGGCUGGAGGAACAGGCGGCCCGGCGCCUCGGCCACCUACAGGAGGCGGUCAACUUCUUCCAGUUCUCCACCGAGACGGAUGACCUGGUGGUGUGGCUGCAGGACUCUUACCGCCUGGUGUCCAGCGACGACUUCGGCCACGACGAGUACUCGACGCGCUCGCUACUGAAGAAGCACCGAGGCGUCAGCGAGGACAUCGACAAGCACCGGCUGCACGUGGUGGCUCUGCGCAAACACAUGGGGGCCCUGCCGCUGCGCUACCGGGAGCAAGAGGAGGUGCCGGUUCGGAUGGUGGAGGUGGAGCAGCUGUACACGGAGGUGGUGGAGGUGGGCGUCCUCCGCCAGCAGUGGCUCCACGACGCCCUGGCCGUCUACCGCAUGUUCAGCGAGGUCAACGCCUGCGAGCUGUGGAUAGACGAGAAGGAGCAGUGGCUGAACAAGAUGGAGAUCCCGGAGAAGCUGGAGGACGGGGAGGUGGUGGCGCACAGGUUCGAAUCCCUGGACCAGGAGAUGAACAGCCUGAUGGGGAGGAUCCUUGACGUCAACCAGAUAGUCCAGCAGCUUCUGGACGGAGGACAUCCGUCCUCCACGGAGGUCCGAGGCUGUCAGGACCACCUGAACUCCAGGUGGAACAGCAUCGUGGGUCUGGUGGAGCACAAGAAGGAUCAGCUGAACAGGAUGCAGCGUCUUCAGAACUACCUGCUGGAGUGCGGCGAGAUCAAGUCUCAGAUUCAAGAGAAGCGCAAAUCCAUCGACGCCACGCAGUACGCCGGCAGCGACCUGGGGGGGGUCCUGGCUCUGCAGCGCCGCCUCUCCACCAUGGAGGGGGCGCUGGCCGUGCUGGAGCCCAAACUGGUGCACCUACAGGAGGAAGCGGAGUACCUGGCCACCGCCCACGCCAGCCGGGCCACGGAGGUCCUGCUUCCCUUCGACGGCAUCAGCGUGGAGUGGGAGGAGCUUAAACGCACCUUGCAGGCCUGCGAGGAUUCGCUGAUGGUGGCCGGCAGGCUGCAGAGCUUCAUCCAGGACCUGGACCUGUUCCUGACCUGGCUGGUCCAAACCCAGACGGCCGCCACCUCGGAUCAGUUGCCCAACGACCUGGAGGAAGCCGAGAGGCUCAUCAACAAACAUGCCGCGCUCAAGGAGGAGAUUGGACGAUACGAGGAGGACUACGAGCGUCUGCAGGCCAUGAACGAGCUCCUGGAGUCGGAGGAGGCGCCUCUCCCGCAGGCCGCCCUGCAGCAGUGGCUGCACAAGUUGGACGUGGGCUGGAACAAGCUGCUGGAGAUGUGGGAGGGUCGGCGCGAGGUCCUGGUGCAGGCGCACAUCUUCCUGUUCCUGCGCGACGUCAAACAGGCCGAGUCCUUCCUCAACAACCAGGAGUCGGCGCUGGCCCACGUGGAGCUCCCCGACACCGUGGAGACGGUGGAGGCCGCGGUCAAGAAGCACAAGGACUUCACCACCACCAUGGAGCUCAACCUGCACCGCAUCAAGGCCGUCAUCGAGGCCGGCGAGAGCCUCAUCAGCCAGAACAACAUCUACUCGGAGCGCAUACGCCAGCGGGUCGACGCGCUCGCCAGCAGGGGCAACAAGAACCGGGAGCAGGCCCAGCAGUGGUUGGAAAAACUCAACGACCAGUGGGCUCUGCAGAGGUUCCUGCAGGACUGUCACGAGCUGGGCGACUGGGUGAGCGAGAAAAUGCUGAUGGCGAGGGACGGAAACCGCGACGACGCGCAGAAGCUUCACAAGAAGUGGCUGAAGCACCAGACCUUCAUGGCCGAGCUGGCGCAGAAUAAAGAGUGGCUGGACAAGAUCGAGAGGGAGGGCCAGCAUCUGAUCCAGGAGAAGCCCGAGCUGAGCCCGCUGGUGCGUCAGAAGCUGGAGGAGAUCCGCGAGUGCUGGCUGGACCUGGAGAGCAGCACGCAAGCCAAGGCCCAGCAGCUCUUCCAGGCCAACAAGACGGACCUGCUGGCUCAGAGUUACCGCGACUUGGACCAGAGGCUGGGCCAGAUGGAGGGCCAGCUGGCCUACGUGGACGGCGGCCACGACUUGGCCACCGUCAACAGGCAGCUGAAGAAACUGCAGACCAUGGAGUACCAGAUGGAAGAGUGGUACCAGGAGGUCGGCGACCUGCAGGCUCAGGCGUCCGGCGUGCCGCAACAGACGCGAGCUAAGGAGACGGUCGCCGAGCAGCAAGCUGCGGUCGAGGCUCGCAUGGUGCGCCUCAUCGAACCCCUCAAGGAGCGCAGACGCCUGCUGCUGGCCUCCAAGGAAGUUCACCAGGUGGGACGAGACCUGGAGGACGAGAUGUUGUGGGUGCAGGAGCGCCUCCCGCUGGCCAUGAGUCAAGAGCACGGCUCCUCCCUGCAGUCGGUGCAGCAGCUCAUGAAGAAGAACCAGUCUCUUCAAAGGGAGCUCCAGGGCCACGUAAGCCGCGUGGAGGAGGUCUUGGAGCGCGCAGCCGUCUUCGCCGCGGUCCGCAGCCCGGAGGCCGACGCCGUGCGGGCGGGCCACGAUCAGCUGUCCCAGCUGUGGGCCCUGCUCCUGACCGAAACCGAACGCCGGCAGCUCGUGCUGGACGCCAUGUACCAGGCGCAGCAGUACUACUUUGACACGGCGGAGGUGGAGGCCUGGCUCGGCGAGCAAGAGCUGCACAUGAUGAACGAGGAGAAAGGGAAGGAUGAGCCGAGCACCUUACAGCUGCUGAAGAAGCACCUGGUCCUGGAGCAGACCGUGGAGGACUACGCCGAGACCAUCGGCCUGCUGUCUCAGCAGUGCCGGCAGCUGCUGGAGAUGGGACACCCUGACUGCGAGCAGAUCAGCAAGCGGCAGUCGCAGAUGGACCGCUUGUACGUGUCGCUAAAGGACCUGGUGGAGGAGCGCAAGAGCCGCCUGGAGCAGCAGUACUGGCUGUACCAGCUCAACCGGGAGGUGGACGAGCUGGAGCAGUGGAUCGCCCAGAGAGAGGUGGUGGCCAGCUCACCCGAGCUGGGCCAGGACUACGAGCACGUCAGCUUGCUCCAGGAGAAGUUCACCGAGUUCGCAUCGGAGACGGGCAGCGCGGGUCAGGAACGCGUGACGGCCGUCAACCAGAUGGCGGACGAGCUGAUCGACUACGGCCACGCCGAGGCCGCCGUCAUCGCCGAGUGGAAAGACGGCGUCAACGAGUCGUGGGCGGAACUCCUGGAGCUGAUGGAGACGCGGGCGCAGAUGCUGGCCGCCUCGCACCAGUUGCACAAGUUCUUCGCCGACUGCCGAGAGGUUCUGUCUCAGAUUGAGGACAAACACCGCAGGCUACCGGAGGUCCGCGGCCGCCAAAGCGGCACGGCCGACAGCGGCAUGCUCCAGAGGAUGCUGCGCAACUUCGAGCAGGACAUCCAGCUGCUGGUUACGCAGGUACGUCAGCUGCAGGAGAGCGCGGCGCAGCUGAGGACGGUGUACGCCGGCGAGAAGGCGGAAGCAAUCGCCUGCAGCGAGCACCAAGUCACGCAGUGCUGGAAGGAGCUGCUCACCUCCUGCGAGGAGCGUCGGCUGCAGAUCACCACCGAGACCGACAAGCUCAGGUUCUUCGGCCUGGCCCGCGAUCAGAUCAUGUGGAUGGACUCCAUCCUCUGCCAGAUCGACACGGGGGAAAAGCCGAGGGACGUGUCGUCGGUGGAGGUCUUGAUGAACUAUCACCAGGGUCUGCGGAACGAGGUGGACGCCCGCACUCAGAGCCUGGUGGAAUGCAUCGACAUGGGGAAGAUGCUGCUGGCGGCUCGAAACCCCGCAGCCCACCAGAUUAAGGAGAAGCUGGACACUGUGGUUGCUAAGCAACGCGAGCUGUCUGAGAAGUGGGACAAGCACUGGGAGGCCCUGCAGCAAUUGUUGGAGGUGCACCAGUUCGCGCAGGAGGCGGUGGUGGCGGAAGCGUGGCUGGCGGCGCAGGAGCCCCUGGUCAGCAGCAAGGAGCUGGGGGGCAGCGUGGACGAGGUGGAGCAGCUCAUCCGGAGACACGAAGCCUUCCGCAAGGCCGCCGCCACCUGGGAGGAGCGAUUCAGCUCGCUCAGGCGCCUCACCACGGUGGAGAAGCUGAAAGCCGAGCAAAGCAAACAACCGGCGACCCCUCUGCUGGGCCGGAAGGUCUUCCUGGACCCCCAGGACGCGUCCCCGGCGCCACCUUCCAGCCUCCCUCGCCUGCCCCUCUCCCCCGUCACGAGACAGACAAUCUACGAGCAGAACGAGGCCAGCACGCCGCCCUCUCCCUCGCCCGCCACGCCCACGCCGUCCCCCUCGGGGUUCCGACACCCCCCCCAUUCGUCCAUCUUGUCCGUGGCCACGGCCGCCGUGUUGCUCUCUGCCGAUCGGGCGCAAGAAAGCGGCGUGAAGGCGGGUCAACUUGCGCCAAAGCCGGAAGUGGACGUCAAGCCAUCGCCGUACCUCCGCCAACCCAAAAUCAAACACAUGGACGACGCCGUGACGCCGCUUCUGGUCGCCAGCCGACUGGAGAAAGCCCGGGAGAAAGGCAGGGACGCGAUAUCGGAGCGAGCCGAGGUGGCCGUGAUGGCCGAGGUGGUCCUUCAGGAGCCCAACCAGGACCGGCUCCACGGAGGGCCCGGGCCAUCGAGGACUAACCCCGAGCCGCAGGUCCAGACUCACGCUGCUCGGCUGGAGCGUCGGCUGUCCGGCGAGCGGCUGAUCCAGGCCCGCAAGAACGAGCUUCCUCAGGAGGUGUGGCGGGAGCGCCGGACGCUGGAGAGGCAGACGUCCAGCGAGCAGGAGGGCCACGCCAGCCACGAGGGCCGGCGCAAGGAUCGAGACCGCCACUGGCUGGACAGACAAGAAUCCAGCGAACACGACACCGGAAAGGAACAUUCCGACCGACGCUCGGGAGGAGGAGAGAGGAGAACCACCAUGGCAGAAAUAGUGGAGCAGCUUCAGGAGAGGGAAGCGGCACAGGCCCGAGGCGAGGUUCCCCGCCUGCCGAACGGCCUUCCAGAGAAGUCUUCUCGCCCUGACCGGCCCCGAGCGCGGGACAGGCCCAAACCUCGGCGCCGGCCGCGACCCAAAGAGGCGGGAGAGACCACGCGGCGGUCCCGCUCUGCUCCGGCCCAGAGCGGCCCCGCGGCCCCCCUGCCCCCCACGCACGCCGCGCACCAUGAAGGCUUCCUCUUCCGCAAGCUGGACAUCGAGAGCCUGAAGAAGAGCACCAACAGCAGGUCUUGGGUGAACCUGUACUGCGUGCUGAAUAAAGGCGAGUUGGGCUUCUACAAGGACGCCAAGAACACCGCCACGGCGUACAACAACGAGCCCAUGCUCAACCUCGCGCACUGCCACUGCGAUGUCACCAACGGUUACAAGAAGAAAAAGAACGUUUUCACGUUAAAGACGAAGGACGGCAGCGAGUUCUUGUUUCACGCUAAAGACGAGGAGGACCUGAAGACGUGGGUGGGCAACAUCGGCAGCAGCAUCUCGGAACACGAGGAGAUGGCCAAGUGGGGCCAGCCUCAAGCAACUACCUCAUCCACCGACGAGGGCACGCGGCGAGACCGGAGCAAGGCCGGCUCGGAGCACUGCGGCGAGCCGUCGGAGCGAGCCGAGAGGGCCGAAAAGGUGGAGAAAGACAAAGAAAAGGACAGAGGGCGGGACAAAGACAGGGCGGAGCACUCGGAUCGCCGCGCCAAGGCCGAAGCCAAACGCUCCGAGAAGUCCAGCAAGAAAAAGUGAUGUCUCCUCACGGCUUCCCGCGUGGAAGCGCCUGGAUGCAAACUAACGCACGAAGAAAGAACUCUUUGAAACAUCUUCUUCCACUGCGUCUACGCGCCAUCGCCCCCCCGGUGGCUCUGCAGGGAAGUGCGGCAGGAAGUUGAUUGCUGCUUGUGAGCUCGAGAAUCAAGUACUGUAUCCUCGCUUGUUCCAUGUUUGAUUUUUUAUUUUUUGUAUGAGGUGAGCGGUGUGUGUGUGGUUAAGAAUAAUAGCAGUGCAUAAAAAGUACAUAAAAGUAAAUAAAGCGCAAAAUCAUCAUCGCUUUUAUUUCCAUAGGAGCCAAUGCAUCGGCAACACUUCAAAGCAUCAAAGGUGUAAGGUCAAAGGUCCUUUAAAGAAAGACCAGGGGAAAAAAAAACAAAACAAAACAAAAAAAAAAACAAUGCAAGGCCAUUGAAAAAAGUACAAAGUGGAUGAAAAAUGCUUGAAGAUGUGAGGCACACCUCCGUUGGUCGAAAACCUGUGAAGAGUCUCUCAAGAUUCUUCAUUUGGUUAUAAAACAUCGCUGAAAAUUCUUCAGUUGCUCCAACAAGCUGUUUAGAAAGACUCUUGGUCAAAACAGUCUCGAGUUGGCCUCUUUGGAACCGAUGAAGUGCAGAAGUAUGCAACUCAGAUGUUAGGCACUUUUUCCAAAAAAACAAAACACUGCUAUUAUUCCCAGCAUCACUGAAUGCGUCUUUUGCUUGGGGCAGCCCACUGCGCCAAACUGCUCUCAUUCAUUAUCCUACAAAAAUAUUCCAAAUCUCUCCCUCUCUCUCUCUUUUUUUUUUAUGUUUCCAUGCAAAGGAAAUGUGGCUGGUGUGUACGUUUGUUGUCCAUAGCUCUCAGGUUUCUUAGUGAAUGCUCGGCGUGUCCAAAUGUCUUCCACACGAGCAAGGUUGCAAACUCAUGGAAACGGCAGCGCAGUGGAAGCAGGGCGAGUCGAACGAACGAAUGACCGAAACCGCUCGAGCUGUCACGCCGUGUGACUUUGCAUGUCGGACUCACGUGAAAUCACGUUGACAAAUAAAAGAUAUACAUGAUCAUUUUCUGCCUCUGAACCCGCCGAAAUCAACUCCCGAUUGGCUUCUCCCUUUUUCACGAUGUCCGACCCUUUAGCUGACCUACCUACUUGAGCACAAACGGACUCCCGUUCGAAAAUAUGUCCGGGAUUCUGGCUCAUUUGGACUUUUGUCAAAGCCAUGAAGUUUGCCUCAAAUGGCUCCUGGAGACCAAAAUGAACAAGUUGCUUCCAUUUUUAAAAUGUUCUCGGCGUCUCCUGACAUUUCCAUCCAGUUUCCUGUUGCACCUUGAAAAUGGUGAUGGGGCUGAUUUAUUAAUUUAUUUAUUUGGGGUCCAAUUUUCGGGUCAUUCUCAUAUGAUCAUCAAACUUUGCCGCCACAAUAGACGGACGGUAUUAACAAAAAGCUUUGCGAUUUAACCUCGCCCAUCCGACCCAUCACUCAAACGGUUCUGAUCUUGGCUUGACCCAAAUGUCUGCUUAAAAUCAAGACGUCCGACUUCUUGUUCGAUUUGAGUCACGGGUCUUUGCGACAUUUUUGGUUUAGCCUGCCACGGUAGAGGUUGAUUGGGUAUUGGAGGGGAUUUUUCGACCUAGCUUUCGGGGGACGCAAAUGGGUGACUUUUGGGGACCCUCAAAAUUCAUACAUUUGCAACAGGAUACACGAUGCGCUUUGGCCCUUGACAUGAAAAAUUAACUCUCAAAUCUUCUGAAGACGUAUCCACGUUCCCCAGAUACUUAUCCAAUGGUGUCACUGCGAUCUGCAUUUUAGUCUUUGACGCAUUUCGCGUGAAUGGCGGAUCGACGCAGUUAUUUUCCACGCAUGUUGGACACAACGAGCAAAGCCAGAGCCGAGAGACGAAAUGCAAAUGAAGCGACGUCUCGUUCGGAUGCCGACGUCCUCGUAAUGGACUACAAAGUUGCAGGCGGCAGAAUAAAAGAUGCAGUGCGUCACACAGCUGCCAUCUUUGGAAUGUUUGUGCGUUGCGGCUCAGGCGGAAUGACGGAUAAAAUACAUUUUAGUCUAUCGAUAAAAACAUUCACUGUCUACUUCUGACAAUUGCUAUACAUGAAAUGAAAUCCAUUAUUUCAUUGGAUUUUGCACCUAAUAAAGUACCCAGUACAAUCAUUGUGUAUGGAGGCUACGUUGAAUGCAUAAGCAAA